AUGGUUAAAGUAUUGAUCCAAAAUGUCCGCGUGUUCGAUAGCGAGACCAUUCUUGAACCUGGCAAUGUUGUCUUUACGCGAUCCGCCGGCAACAUUCAAAACUACAUGGCCGACGACUCCGACGCUGAGACUUCCGACUUUGUCAUUGAUGGCCGAGGCUGCACACUCAUACCGGGUCUCAUCGACGUCUAUGCCAAUGUCAAAGGUGCUAACGCAGCCCUUGGCAUGUACGCGAGCCUGGGCGUAACGACCAUCCUCGACAUGAGCAGCACCACCCAGCAAUGUCAGGCCAUGCGCGUCUACGCCGCCGGCAGAACGGGAAUCUCGAGCUUUCUCACCUGCGGCACCGAACCAUCUCCCGCCCGAGGCUAUCAGCCGCAGCUGUACGACGACCCGGACAGCUACAUCAUCCGCACGCGCGAGGACGCCGUGGCCUAUGUCUCGUUGAAAUCCAGCGGCCCGGACAGCUCCGACUUCAUAAAGGUCUCGGUCGACCCUGCAUCGUUCGACGACGAUAUUCUCAAGACCCUCGCCGACGCCGCCCACGCCCACGGCAAACUCAUCAUCGCCCGCACCGCCGGCAAGGCGUCCUACGAACGCGCCCUGCGCGCCGGCUUCGACGUCUUCGCUCACGCGCCCCUGGACGCGCCUAUCGACACCGCUCUGGCGCGCAGGAUGGCCGCCAAGAACGUGAUAUUCGUGCCGACGCUCACCAUGAUGCGACGGCGUGCGUCGACCAAAGACCCCACCGCAGACAACGCCACUACCGAAUCCUCCCAGAGCUUCGACAAGACCACGGCCAACCGUGGCCCUGUUGAGCGCCCCCGCACCGACGUCGUUUCCGGCGGCAGCUAUGACCACGCGACGCAGAGCGUGCGCACGCUCCACGAGGCCGGCGUCACCAUCUGCGCCGGCACGACGGCGAACCCGGUCCUGGGGUCCCAAAUCCCCUUUGGUGACAGCCUGCACGAGGAGCUGCGCCUGCUGGUCGAGGCUGGCAUGCCCGUGAUCCACGUGCUCCGCUCGGCGACCUGCGUGGCGGCCAAGGCCUUCCGGCUCAGCGACCGCGGCAUCGUCCGGGGCGGCCUCCGGGCCGACCUGGUGCUCGUCGAGGGGAACCCGCUCGAGGACAUCACCGCGACGCGGAAAAUCAGGAAGGUAUGGAUCCGCGGGGAGGAGAUCGAACCGUUUGUCGCGGCGCGCGGGAAAUACACCUAG
This is a messenger RNA of Colletotrichum destructivum, 1218 nucleotides long. Its product is annotated as Putative metal-dependent hydrolase, composite domain superfamily. The record is from RefSeq and is a predicted model, not a curated record. Lineage: Eukaryota; Fungi; Ascomycota; Sordariomycetes; Glomerellales; Glomerellaceae. The transcript has a single exon. Gene Ontology annotation, molecular function: hydrolase activity, acting on carbon-nitrogen (but not peptide) bonds. The coding region runs from base 1 to 1218 and encodes 405 amino acids.